Messenger RNA from Stylonychia lemnae, 573 nucleotides. NCBI's taxonomy places the organism in Eukaryota, Ciliophora, Spirotrichea, Sporadotrichida, Oxytrichidae. The record is from the annotation of a GenBank genome assembly.
AUGAGUGAAGAGACACCUAGAGCUAAUAGCAAGCCUAACCUGCCUGAUUAUAAAGUUGAAUACUACGUAGACGCAAAUGGCAAACGAAGAAAGAAGAUUAAAAAGCUAGUCAAAAAAGAGAAGGAGCUCUCAGAAGAGUAAUUGGAAGAAAUUAAAAGUGCCUUUGAACUUUUCGAUAAGGAUGGAUCAGGAAAUAUUGAUAUCCAUGAGUUGAGAGACGCAAUGAAGGCACUUGGUGUUUAUCUUAACAAAGAAAAGGUCAAAGCUGUCAUGAAGGAUAUGGAUGCUGAUGGCUCAGGAACUGUAGAAUUCGAUGAGUUCAAGCAACUUAUGAAGGUAAAGAUCAAGGAAAGAAAUUCGGAGGAAGAGCUGAGACGUAGCUUCAGAAUCUACGACGAAGAUGAUACUGGGAAAAUUAGUUUCGCAGAUCUCAAAAGAGUAGCUUAGGAACUCAAAGCAGACUUGACUGAUGACGAAAUAAAGGGAAUGAUAUAUGAAGCUGAUAGAGACAGAGAUGGAGAAGUUUCUUGUGAUGAAUUCCUCCGCAUUAUGAGAAAAGCAAAACUCAUGUGA